AUUUUCUCCAGAAACGAUCAAUCACCUUAAAGUCAAGAGUCAGAGGCGAGCGAAAACAGAAAAAGAAGAAACUUUCAUCCUUUCUUUCUCGGACAAGCGUCUUUUUCUCUCUCGUCAAUCAAACUUUCUCUUUCUUAGCUGCAACAGGUUUGAGAAGUGAUACUCUUGGAAUAAUUUGAAGGAUUACAGGACAAAGCUGAGAAGAUACUCAGACUGAUUUUAACAACCUGGUUAAGCUGUGCUGGAUUCCACUGUGAAUUUGGUUGCUCAUGUGGCCUUUUUAUUUUGUAUUAAAUAAGAUUCUUAAAGCCGAAGAAGACGAAGAAGAAAUAGUGAAUGUAUCAGAUGGAAAUCUUGUAAGUGUGGUAGAACGCUGCUCAUCUGAGCACUUGUCAAGUAAUGAGAAGUACAAUGAUGCAGUCUUGCCAAGAGUGCACUUUGUUCAAGUCCCUCAUAUAAACCAGCAAGAGUCUUGGGACUGUGGCCUUGCAUGCGUUUUGAUGGUAUUGAGAACAAUUGGAAUCAACAACUGUGAUAUUCAAGGUUUGGCAGAGUUAUGCUGCACAACCAGCAUUUGGACCGUCGAUCUGGCAUAUUUACUGCAGAAAUUUAAUGUUAAGUUUUCCUACUUCACAGUAACAUUUGGAGCAAACCCCAAUUACUCUGUGGAGACAUUUUACCAGGAGCAAUUGCCCACUGAUCUUGUUCGAGUGGAUAUGCUAUUCCAGAAAGCAAGGGGAGCUGGUAUUAAUAUAGAGUGCAGGUCAAUCAGCAGAGUAGAAAUUUCUCUCAAGAUAUUGUCUGGGAACUAUGUUGCGAUUGCAUUAGUUGACCAGUAUAAAUUAAGUCAGCCUUGGAUGGAGGAUGUCAUUGUCCCGGGCCUCUACAACGACUGUGGUUAUACUGGUCACUAUGUUGUGAUAUGUGGCUACGAUGCUGGUGCAGAUGAGUUUGAAAUCAGAGAUCCUGCCAGUUCUGGGAAACAUGAGAGGGUCUCAUCAAAGCGCCUUGAAGAAGCUCGAAAAUCCUUUGGUACUGACGAAGAUCUUCUCCUGAUAUCCCUGGGGAAGAGUGAGAAGUAGACCUUUUCUUGAGCAUAACUUUCUUCAUGUCAAUCCGAUUAUGUGACAUUACACCUUGCGUAUAUUACAAA
Messenger RNA from Pistacia vera, 1153 nucleotides. Its product is annotated as guanylyl cyclase 1. Bases 270 to 1082 code for a protein of 270 amino acids. The transcript is spliced from 10 exons. The record is from RefSeq and is a predicted model, not a curated record. Lineage: Eukaryota; Viridiplantae; Streptophyta; Magnoliopsida; Sapindales; Anacardiaceae.